Molecule: messenger RNA, 1938 nt
Organism: Fonsecaea nubica
Lineage: Eukaryota; Fungi; Ascomycota; Eurotiomycetes; Chaetothyriales; Herpotrichiellaceae
Exons: 1
Coding region: 1-1938 (645 amino acids)
Cellular component (GO): cytosol
Molecular function (GO): NADPH-hemoprotein reductase activity; flavin adenine dinucleotide binding; FMN binding
Source: RefSeq, a predicted model, not a curated record
AUGACCGAACAAGGCCGCGACAGAUCCGCCCUGGUCCUCUACGGGACAGAAACUGGCACGGCGCAAGACCUGGCCGAAGAGGUCGGCCGCACCCUUGAGAGACUGCGUUUCCGGACCGACGUUCUGGGGCUGGACGCCGCCACACACGGCCUUCUCCACCAAUACACCCUCGCAGUCUUCGUCGUCGCCACCACGGGACAGGGUGACUUCCCCGAGAAUGCUCGGCGGUUUUGGACCGGCCUCCUCCGUAAGAAACUCGCCGCCACCACGUUGGCUGGUGUUGACUAUGCACUCGCAGGCCUGGGGGAUACCUCGUACCCCAAGUUCAACUGGGCCGCGAGGAAGUUGGACAAGCGGCUUCGUCAGCUGGGCGCUUCGCCACUCGUCGAGCCGUGCGAGGCUGACGAACAGGGCGACGAGGGCACCGACGGCGCCUUUCUGAGCUGGCUACAACUGUUUCGGGAGACUGUAUUGGACACCUUCCCUCUCGCGGACGGUCAGGACCCAGUUCCCAACGAUGUUCUUCUGCCGACUAAAUGGCGCCUGGAACGGGCCUCGGGACACCCUGCUGCGUCUGGCGCCUCGCCAAUCGCCGACAGCAACCAUCGGCCUUCUUCAACUACUACUGGGCCCAACGUUCCUCCGAAUUCCUUCUCCGUAUCUUUGGAGUGUAACCAACGAGUCACCCCGCUGGAUCACUGGCAAGAUGUUCGGUUCAUGAGUCUCAAAACCUCUGCAAAAAUCCCUUACAUGCCUGGUGACGCGCUCGCCAUUUCCCCGCAGAAUAUCGCAGAGGACGUGGAAUCUCUGAUCACCCGCAUGGGCUGGCAACGUGUCGCGGAUGUGCCGAUCCGCCUUGUGUCAACACGACGGUCGACUUCGGCCACCACUUUGGCCAGUCUGGCAAGCGAUGCGAUCUUCCGCCGCGCCAGUCUCACCCUCCGAGGCCUUCUGACCGAGUAUUUGGACAUCAACGCCAUUCCACGCCGGUCCUUCUUUGGCUGCAUCGCAAACUACACCAACAACGACAUGCACAAGGAGCGACUUCUCGAAUUUACGGACCCGCAAUACCUCGACGAGUACUACGACUACGCGACCCGUCCCAGGCGGAGUAUCCUCGAGAUCUUGCAGGAGUUUGACUCGGUACAUCUGCCCUGGGAGGAAGUCACCAGUAUCUUCCCGGCGAUGCGCCCGAGACAGUUCAGCAUAGCGAGCGGCGGACUGUUGAAGAGCACCGAGGACGGAUCGACCAAAUUCGAACUGUUGGUCGCCAUCGUCAAGUACAGGACCGUCAUCAAGCGCAUCAGAGAGGGUGUGUGUACACGCUACCUGGCGCAAUUGCCGGUGGGCACCACGCUGCAGGUCUCCCUGAAGACGGAAGGUCGGUUCUCCAGGGCGGGUGAGUUGGCUGACCAGAGCCACAUCCUCGUCGGUGCCGGCACGGGCAUCGCGCCUCUCCGGGCACUCAUUUACGAAAAGGCCAUGCAAGACCAGGUCUCGGGCCCGACGGCGCUCUUCUUUGGCUGCCGCAACGCGAGGUCAGACUAUUUCUUUCGCGACGAGUGGACCGCGCUUCAGACAAGGGAUCCCGCAACCGCCCGCCUCGAAGUCGUCACGGCCUUCUCCCGAGACCAGACGUCCAAGGUCUACGUCCAAGAUCGGAUGCGCGAGCGAAGCCGCUUGAUCUGCCAGUUUCUCAGGGACAAGGCCGCCACGGUCAUCGUGUGCGGAUCCUCCGGCCAGAUGCCCAAGGCUGUCAGGCAGGCGUUGGUCGACGCUCUUGUCCAGCAGGGCAAGAGCACCGAGAACGAAGACAAGGCUUUGAGCGGACAAGGAAUGGUCCCUGUCGAGGAGGAGCCGAUACAGACCGAAGAGGACGCGGAGAAGUACCUCGCAAGACUGGAGAAGGUGGGCAGAUACAAACAGGAGACGUGGUAG